GCUUGGCACAGAUGGUCACUCUCUUGCACUGAUGUCUGACGCUGUCAGAGGUCCAGUGGCCACAUUUGAGAGGGACGCACCGCACGAGUAGGUUGUCCUCAACGCAGCAUAGAUAGAACAAACUAAUGUAACUCCUCCAAGGGUCAAAUGAGUAGCAGUCCUAUUUCUUCUCAUCGCAGUUUGUAAUUCUGGAUAUGUCGCAUGUCAGGUGCAGAACAGGAAAGGGUCUGAUUCACACACUUCUCAUAGGAACUCCCUGUUUCCUCAGCUCUUACAUUCUACCAAAAUGAAGCAUUCGUCAAAUUCUUUAAUUAAAUGAAUGAAGCAAAGUCCUGUCCCAAUGGAAUACUGACAAUAUCCUGGCUUGGUGUUGACUGUUGAAAUAUGCUCUCACGUGAGAUUAAGACAGGAAAACAACACAGUUACACAGAUGGCCUAAAUUGCUAAACAAAAGCAAUCUUUAUCCUAACCUGUUAAACGACUGCUCCAAGAUGGCAAACCCCAGCUCACUCUUGGUCCCUGAUGGGGCAGUGCAGAGGCAGGUUGAAGAGGAUCAAUAUAUCCUCUAUGGCGUGGCUGAAGAGGAUGCGUGUGAGUUGGGGUUCACUAGGAAGUAUGACCUCAUCCCAUCCAUCGUCUGCUCAGUAUGCUUUCUGUUCAGCCUCAUCUACUGCUUUUUUGGAUACCGCUGCUUUAAGAUGGUCAUGUUUCUGUCCGGCUUCAUGUUUGGGUCUGCACUAGUCUGCAUGUUGUACCAUAAGGAGCCUGUGCUGGACACCCAAUUGACUACAGAGACCAAAGCAGGCAUCCUCCUGGGAGUGGCUGUGCUCUGUGGCCUGGUGACUAUGCUGGUACAGACUGUGGGGUUCAUCAUUACUGGCCUACAUCUGGGGAGUCUGCUCACCCUUGCCAACCUGCUGGUUAUCGGACAGUUUUACAGCCUUACCCCCCUAUGGGCGCCUCUGGGUGCCCUCCUGGCCACGAGCACCUUUUGUGCCAUUCUCACACUGCAGUGGCAGAAACUAUUCACUGUGCUCUCCACGGCUGCAGUCGGUGCCGCUGUGGUGAUGGCGUGUGUGGACUUCUUCGUAGAGACGUCGCUGCUGGCUGGCCAUGCGUACGACAUCCUGUCUCAGGUUCCUCCUCGUUCCCUCUGCUGGUACAGCUGGGUUAUAACAGGUGUAUGUCCUCUAUUCAGUCUGAUGGGGGUGCUGGUGCAAUGGAUGCUCACUGCCAAAGGAGUGUCCCACACAGAAGUACCUGUCAGUGGCCGACAAAGACAGGUCCAACUGAUGCGAAUCAGACGAAGAGAUGCCCAGAGACGACCCCAGCAGGGCACUUACCGCCAUCGCAAGCCUCCAAUCCUAAAGCGCUAUGCUGGGGACGUCCUGGCCCCAAGUUACAUCCAAAGCAUUCGUGACCGCCAGAUGGGUACAGGCUCCUCUACCAACAGCAACAGCACAGUCAACCACUCCAUGAUUGACUUUGAGACAGGCUCCAUGGUGCCCCUGACUGACUCCUCCCUAGUUUAUAGGGUCUGAGGGAUGACCACCAAAUACUAGGCAUCCCCUCCCAGUUCCACUUAGGUGCCCUAUACCUCUCUCCAGCAGACCAUUCAUAGACUGUUUUUUUGAGACGACAGAAUGAUUCUUGAGACAAAAUUCAAAAUACUAAAUCAAUCUGUUGUUUUGUUUAUUAUUGACAGUCUUAAGGUAUCAGACAGUCAAUCGUAAUAUAACACAUUGAUCCUUCUUCCAAUAAAUCAAAUUGCUUUAUUUUAGUCAGUUUGCUAAUAUACAUUUUUGUGAAGACAUCCAUUGUUAGUUUUAUGCAGUUUACAAGGGGGGAAUUAUACAUUUAGGGAUUUACAUACUUUACACACACAUAAAACAUUUGUCACUCGUGUUAUCAAAAUAAAUAAAAUCCUUAAAUGUUACUAUAUUUCACCUUAGCGGGUUAGGUGAUACAUUGGCUUGGCUAUACGGUAUGAAACUCCUGCCUACUUCCUGGAUCGUGUCACACUGUUUUUGAAUGGCCUUAAAGAUUAUAUCAUAACAUUUAUGAAGACGGUAAAUUCAAAUAAAUGUCAAAUUAUACUCGUAUUCGUGGAUGAAUUUACCAUAAGCCAUGAAUAUAAUUGUACAUACAGUUGAAGUCGGAAGUUUACAUAAACUAGUUUUAAUGACUCCAACUUAAGUGUUUCAACCACCCCACAAAUUAAUUGUUAACAAACUAUAGUUUUGAGAAGUCGGUUAGGACAUCUACUUUGAGCAUGACACAAGUAAUUUUUCCAACAGUUGUUUACAGACAAGAUUAUUUAACUUAUAAUUCAAUGAUCACAAUUCCAGUGGGUCAGAAGUUUACAUACAAUAAGUUGACUGUGCCUUUAAACAGCUUGAAAAAUUCCAGAAAAUUAUGUCAUGGUCUUAGAAGCUUCUGAUAGGCUAAUUAGCAUAAUUUGAGUCAAUUGGAGGUGUACUUGUUGAUGUAUUUCAAGGCCUACCUUCAAACUCAGUACCUCUUUGCUUGACAUCAUGGGAAAAUCAAAAGAAAUCAGCCAAGACCUCAGAAUUUAUUUUGUAGACCUCCACAAGUCUGGGUCAUUCUUGGGAGCAAUUUCCAAACGCCUGAAGGUACCACGUUCAUCUGUACAAACAAUAGUACACAAGUAGAAACACCAUGGGAACACGCAGCAGUCAUACCGCUCAGGAAGGAGACGCGUUCUGUCUCCUAGAGAUGAACGUACUUUGGUGAGAAAAGUGCAAAUCAAUCCCAGAACAACAGCAAAGGACCUUGUGGAAGAUGCUGGAGAAGACGGAUAUCUAUAUCCACAGUAAAACUAGUCCUAUUUCGACAUAACCUGAAAGGCCGCUCAGCAAGGAAGAAGCCACUGCUCCAAAACCACC
Molecule: messenger RNA, 2906 nt
Organism: Oncorhynchus keta (chum salmon)
Lineage: Eukaryota; Metazoa; Chordata; Actinopteri; Salmoniformes; Salmonidae
Product: transmembrane protein 198-like
Exons: 5
Coding region: 492-1541 (349 amino acids)
Cellular component (GO): plasma membrane
Source: RefSeq, a predicted model, not a curated record